AUGAGAUCUGCAGAAUGGACGCAAGGGAAACAAGACAGGCACAUGGGGAUUGGGAAAUGGAGAGUUGCGCACCUUGCUUGCGAGUACCGAGAGGGGGGUAGGAAAAAGCAGGUCACCGGUGGUGGUUCAAACGUGGCAGCAGAAAACGAGGAGAGCGAGAAUUAG
Aspergillus fumigatus Af293 is the source of this 165-nucleotide messenger RNA. RefSeq lists its product as uncharacterized. The transcript has a single exon. The record is from RefSeq and is a predicted model, not a curated record. Bases 1 to 165 code for a protein of 54 amino acids. NCBI's taxonomy places the organism in Eukaryota, Fungi, Ascomycota, Eurotiomycetes, Eurotiales, Aspergillaceae.